AUGCACGCCGUCAAGAGCAUCUGCUACCUCCUCUUCGCCGUCAACGCCGCGGCGAUCCCCAUGAACCAGACCCUCGGUCUUGAAGCCCGCGACAAGACCCUCCUCUGCCGCAACACCAAAGGCGACGUCAAGAUCAGCCAAGGCAAGGCCGAAGGCAACAUCCACGCGGCGCCGGUAGUCGAUCCGAAAGUCAAGAGCCAGAAGCCCAAGUCGGGCUACCCGCACGGCUACGGCAACAACGACGGCAUCAAGUGGCCCAACAGCAAGUGCAACGACAAGAACGCCGAGCUGCUCGAGUUCCCCGUCUACGCCGACGGCCACCUCUUCCCCUACAACGAGAAGAAGACGAACCUCGACCCCGGCAUCGCCCGUGGUAUCUUCACUUACCCCAGCAAGGACUUCUGUGGUGUCAUGGCGCACAAGGACGGGAACAGUGGGCCGUUUGCUCUGUGCGAGUGA
Diplodia corticola is the source of this 459-nucleotide messenger RNA. RefSeq names its product ribotoxin. Bases 1 to 459 code for a protein of 152 amino acids. Gene Ontology annotation, molecular function: RNA nuclease activity; RNA binding. NCBI's taxonomy places the organism in Eukaryota, Fungi, Ascomycota, Dothideomycetes, Botryosphaeriales, Botryosphaeriaceae. The record is from RefSeq and is a predicted model, not a curated record. The transcript has 2 exons.